Molecule: messenger RNA, 2052 nt
Organism: Triplophysa dalaica
Lineage: Eukaryota; Metazoa; Chordata; Actinopteri; Cypriniformes; Nemacheilidae
Gene: pdlim3b
Product: PDZ and LIM domain 3b
Exons: 8
Coding region: 260-1285 (341 amino acids)
Biological process (GO): actin cytoskeleton organization; muscle structure development; heart development
Cellular component (GO): adherens junction; stress fiber; Z disc
Molecular function (GO): actin binding; muscle alpha-actinin binding
Source: RefSeq, a predicted model, not a curated record
GUGAACCCUCAGUUUCUUAGUCUACCCUAUGAGCUCACUCUGAGAGGUGUGGCAUUCUGGCAUCGGCUUUCUUUCAUUCACUCUCCUUAGCCCACACUCACGCUUAAAAGGGAUUCGGAGACAGACGCUUGCUUCCAAUCGUGGCUGAGAGAGUGAUUCGUCUGGGGUAGAGCUGAUUGUUCUGUAUUUCACUAGCCGACAAAUAAAAGACAGUACUGAAGAAUCGAGUUUAAAGAAAGCGUCUAAAGAAAAGAUAAAGAUGCCACAGAACGUGGUGCUGGACGGUCCAGCCCCUUGGGGAUUUCGGCUUUCUGGAGGCAAGGACUUCAACCAGCCGCUGACUAUAACUCGGGUGACACCCGGCAGUAAGGCAUCACUGGUCAAUCUGUGCCCGGGUGACAUCAUUUUGGCCAUCCAGGGAGCGUCGACAGAGAGUAUGACUCAUGCCGAAGCUCAGAACAAGAUUAAAGACUCCACCAAUCAGCUUGUCCUCAAGCUAGAGAGGCCAGAAACGAAACUCUGGUCACCUCAAGUUAUGGAAGAGGGCCAAGCGCACCCUUUCAAAAUCAAUCUGGAGUCAGAAAAGCAAGACAUCGAUUACUUCGAACACAAGUUUAAUGUCCGACCAAAGCCCUUCAAAUCUGCAAGCCAAAGCAGUACAUCGCAGAGGUUGAUGGGAAAUGUAGUUCAGGUGCCAUCAGCUGUGUGUAAUGCAGUUGCUGACCCCAGCAAAAAUGAGACCCUGGUUCUUUCUGCUCAGUACAACACCCCUAUUGCAUUAUACUCAGCAGACAAUGUCUCAAAUACACUCCAGCAGGCUCAGAUGUCCGCUGUAGUCAGGCAGGUAUCUCCCAGCCCUAAAACCCUGCAAUCCAUUGAGGAGUCUCACGUGUACCGAAUGCUCCAGGAGGACCAAGAGCAACCACAUGAACCACGUCAGUCAGGCUCUUUUAAGGCUCUCCAGGAUUAUGUGGAGAGUGAUGGCACAAAGCCUAUGGUGACUAGAAGUGUAAAGGCCCCAGUAACAAAGCCCCAAGCAGCCACAGCCUCACUACAGAAGCUGCCUCUCUGUGAUAAAUGUGGUACCGGCAUUGUUGGAGCUGUUGUGAAAGCCCGGGACAAGUACCGCCAUCCCGCCUGUUUCGUGUGUUCAGACUGCGGUUUGAACUUGAAGCAGAAGGGCUACUUCUUUGUGGAGGGACAGAUGUACUGUGAAACCCACGCUCGGAUGAGAAUGUGCCCACCCGAGGGACACGACCUAGUUACAGUGUAUCCCACAGCUUAGACUCCCAUGACCCAUGUUAUUUACAGCUAAUAUUAGAAUAUUCUUAAUUCUUCUUUUUCCAUUAAUCGCAUAUUUGAGUAAAGGACAUGGCUCAUAUCCAAACUUCAAAGGGGAUGUAGGUUUAUCAGGGGAAUACAAGACAGUGAUUCUCAAAGCUUAAAUCCAUUUAAUUGAAAAGAAUUGAGCAACCAAGUUUCUCGUCGUACAUAAUGCAUCACAUAUCAGGCACCUACACUGAAGAAUACUUCAACAUAACCUAAUCUCUUUGGGUUUAAAUUAUUCUCUAAAUAAAUAAGCAUUUAUUAUAAGAUUGUGUUUUAUAAAAAAGACAUUCGAUUUCAAAAUCUGUUUUAUUGAAAUAAUUAUUUUAUAAUCACCCAAAAUUUUUAAUAUGCCAUCACAGAGGGGAUUUGAUUGUAGUUUGUUGAAUUGACAACCCUGUCAAAUAAAAGAUGAAAAGAAAGUCUUAACAUUUGUUAGCAAAUGAUUUUAGAUAAUUAUUACCUAUAUAUUGAACCGUGCAACAACAAUCUAUUGAACCAUUUUACUAAACCCCUGAUGAGUCCAGACAUCAGGAAAAUAUCAGUCUAUGCACGAGUUUUCAAUUUUAAAAUUGAAACAGGUGAAGUUGAUGUAUUAUUUAUGUGACGAAAAAAGGAUGCACGUUUGUGUAAGAUUUCUGAACUGUACAAACCAGAAGCAAUUAUACCCAACAAAUGGGGAAGGGGUGGCUCUUUAUAAAAAAUAAAAUAGUCACUAUGUUUUAA